Messenger RNA from Penicillium daleae, 2631 nucleotides. RefSeq lists its product as uncharacterized. Gene Ontology annotation, biological process: septin cytoskeleton organization. Bases 1 to 2631 code for a protein of 876 amino acids. The record is from RefSeq and is a predicted model, not a curated record. Gene Ontology annotation, cellular component: cell division site; cytoplasm; endocytic vesicle. NCBI's taxonomy places the organism in Eukaryota, Fungi, Ascomycota, Eurotiomycetes, Eurotiales, Aspergillaceae. The transcript has 8 exons.
AUGGAGCUCUCACGGCAGGAGUACCCAGCCUUGCUGGCCACUCUUCAUCCCAAUCAAGCUUCCACCAUCCUUAACGAUCGCAUCCGACUCAUCAACAAAAUCAAUACGGAUAUCGCGGACUUCCUGCAGGAGCGCCGUCGCGUCGAAGAAGCCUAUGCCCAGAGCUUACGGAAGUUGGCCAGUCGGCCCCAAUUGGACAAUGGCGCUGCACUUGGAAUUUUUCAAAUUCCAUGGCAGCGCAUCAUCAACGCCACCGAGGCCCUCGCUGCGUCGCACGAGACCCUUGCGACGAAGAUCGAGGAAGAUGUAGAACGGCCCCUGAGAGAAUACAGUAAAAGUCGGGAUAUGCAAUCAAUGCCUGGGAUCCAGAGCAACCUGGCAGGUCUCGCCAAGAACAUCGAUUCUGCGCAAAAGAAAGUGGACAAAGCCAAAGGUAAGGGCACCAAGGGCGCAAGCGCCCUUUCCGGUGCAAUUGCUGCAGCGGAGGAAAUGAAUCAACAAUGGGAGUCGCGUGCUCCAUUUGUAUAUGAGCAGCUACAGGCCGCGGAUGAAAGCCGUCUCAAUCACCUCCGCGAUGUCCUGACCCAACUUGAGACUCAUGAAGUGGACCAAGUCGAGCGCGGCCGACAAGCCGCUGAGAGCUGUCUGAAUGUCCUCCUUAACGUGGAGACGGCAGAUGAAAUCAAGACCUUUGCCGCUAAGAUGGUUGGCAAUCGCGCUCCCUUGUCACCUGUGACGUCGCGGCGACAGAAUUCCCAGGCGGAGACUCCCCCUGCUGUUGCAGCUGCGGCCACACCUCCUCUGGCUGCUGCACCACUUGCGCCACCUCCACCUAUUCAAGAUGAUGCAGCUAGUCAGCGAUCGGCGAGGUCGCAGACUCCAGCUCCAGCUGCUGUGCAAACACCACCAGCUCCAGAGCCCGUUCCUCGACAUACACCACUGGGUGGGUUGAGACGACUCGGGACAGUGAUGAACCGCCGGAAGAGUGUGAUUGGACCAACAGCUGGAAGCUUUGACCGAAAGGCAGAGAAGAAGCAUCGAAGCCCAUUCGGACCCUUUAAGAGGUCCGACUCUUCAAGGGAGAUGCAAAUCCCCGAAUCUCCGCCAUCAACUGCAGAUCGACCGGGAACAUCCUUGACCGAGGAAUCAUCAUUGCGGAAUCCGAGCGUGUCACACGACCACAAUGUCGCUGAUACCAUUCCGCCUGCGCCGAUCACCAAACAAGAGCCAUCCGCUACGAAUGGAACUUUGGCGGAAGCUCAAGCUGGAAUAGUUAGCAAUGGCACCGCCCCGGCCCAUGUUGAUUCUGAAGGCUUCACUGAGCGACCUUCAACUGUAGAUGAGAUCACACGUGCCCAGAGAGAAGCAGCAGGCAUGGAGGACUCGGGCAUGAACUUGACGAUUCGAGAUCAGCCUAUCUUUGAAGAUGAAAGCCAAGCCAAGAAGGCUAUGGAUGAUAUGGCAAACACCCUUCGGAUGCGCGCUCCACAGCCAGGCAUCAGACGAAAUGCAGGCACUCUCCGAGGCCGUCGUGACGUUCGGAACACCAUCUUUGUUCCCAACCCAAGUUCCGAUAUGACCGCUACAUCAGCUGCAUCUGAUCUAUAUGGCCCAUCUUCACCUAUCAAGCAUGCCGCAUCUCCCAGCACUGCGACGGAGGACCAUGCUAUGUCGGAUACUACAUCGGUUCGAUCCGGACACACUAUGCAUGGCCAUGGGCCUAGCAUUCAUCCCGAGCUUCACGAGCCCGGCUUGAAUGCAUCCAUCAUCGAAACAGUCAACGCAUGGUUCUCAGAGGGCAACGCGACCAAGUCGUCUGUUCUGGGAGAGCUUGCCCUCGCACAUAACCCUAUGCCCGGCGCCCCCGCAGACAAUCUGCGCAUUCGUCUUGAUAACUUCCCCAUUCUAGAGAAGGUCGCCGCUAACCCAAGCUUCGUUCAUGAACCCAGUAAGGAUGGUGCCGAAGAGAAGCGCGGCGAAUACGAUAUCCAGCUGGGCAGUAUUUCACGGCCCAUACCAACUGUUGCCUUCAAGUACCAGCUGCACCUUGACCCGACUAACCACUCGGCCUACUGCCCGGUCAUCUUCAAGCCGGCUUGGAACUUGCAAGAGAACCAAGCAAGCGCAAUCAUCUUCUACAACCUCAACCCCUCCUUCACCUCGGCUACCACCAGCUCAAUCACCCUCCAGAACGUCGUCCUGACCGUCGGUCUGGACAUUGCCGCCGAGGACGAGAUCACCAAGGAGCCACGCGGCUCAGUCGCCCACGCUACCAGCGCCGUGAUGUACCCCAACACCGGCGCGACUUUCCGUCGCAAGACCUCCACUGUGGUCUGGAAGAUCCCCGAGCUAGAAGUCAAGGCCCCCGGUUCAGGCGGCGAGGACGGCAAGUUCCUCGUGCGUUUCUCUACAUCAACUCCCGGCCCCCGCAAGGGUAAUGUUGAGGCCAAAUUCGAGCUUCGCACCACCGAGACCGGCUCCCGACUGGGUAUCAGCCGUGCUCCUGCACACGCUGGUCCAAAGGAAAUUGAUCCUUUCGCGGAUGAGGGCAAGCCUGCUACACCUGUUCCCUCCUGGGAGGAAGUCCCGACGUCACGCAAGCUGGUCGCUGGAAAGUAUGUCUCUGCUUAG